UUAAUUUAAAUAAACAAAUUGUUUUUAGAAUCACAUAAGGUGAAUUGUAUUUCUAAUUUUCUGUACUGAAUCUUUUAAGUUAAAAAUGGGCAAAAAAGCAGCAGCUGGAGAUGUUGAAAAAGGAAAGAAAAUCUUUAUUCAAAAAUGCAAACAGUGUCAUACCUACACCUCUGAUUGUACCAACAAAACUGGUCCAACCUUGCAUGGUUUGUUUGGCAGACAAAGUGGACAAGUUGCAGGAUUUGAUUACACCGACCAAAACCGAGACAAGGGAGUGAUCUGGGGUGAAGAUACACUUGAUGUUUACUUGACAAACCCAGCUAAAUAUAUUCCAGGAACCAAAAUGGUUUUCGCUGGAAUUAAGAAAAAGGGAGAACGAGCUGACCUCAUCGCUUUUCUUAAGGAUGCUACAAAGUAGUUGCUACAUUCUGUUCAUCAUAUUUAUUUGUGUUAGCCAAAUUUUCCUUGUCGUUUAUAAUAUCUUGUUGUAUUAUCAGUUAAACAAAUUCAGGAUAUAAACCUGUUCAUCUAUACAUUGUCUGUACACUACUAUGAUUUAUGUAACUAGGUUCUUCUACAGUGAACUGUUUUAAAAUUAAAUUUUGCCGUGUAAAUUUGGAUUUUAGAACUUGUUAAUAAACUGUUAAAAACUUUAAUAAUGAAUGUGCUGAAUCUAAUAAUGAAUGUGCUGAAUCUAUAUAAACACAUUGCUUCUACAAUAUUUGUCUUGAACCAAAUCUAAUGUCUGCAAGUAUUUUAGACUAGUUGUGGGCAUACAAGAUUUUUUAAAUUUUUGCGACCCAACCAAUAAAAAAGGCAAACCAG
Messenger RNA from Ciona intestinalis (vase tunicate), 825 nucleotides. Its product is annotated as cytochrome c, somatic. NCBI's taxonomy places the organism in Eukaryota, Metazoa, Chordata, Ascidiacea, Phlebobranchia, Cionidae. Gene Ontology annotation, molecular function: heme binding; electron transfer activity. The record is from RefSeq and is a predicted model, not a curated record.